UCAAUUCUUCUGUACUUACUUAGUCUUCUUCAGCUUGUUUUUAAUCUUUAUCUAUAUAACUUGGACUUGUUCUGUUUUUCUUUUUCUUUUUCUUUCAUUCUAUAUAUACAUUCUCUUCAUUCAUGUUUCUUCUUAAUUUUCUUCACAUAUAUUCAGAAUCUACUCUUAAUGUGCGCACCCUCUGAGCAGGGUAAUAUAAUAAUGGAGCCUCGUGUUGCUAAUUCUUUUGCCUCUAAAGCUAGAACUGCUUUCCAUUCUGCUGCUGCUAAAGCUGAACGUGUUAUCAUGGAUUUCAAAUCCGAUAUUAGUUUGCUUCUUCUUUUAUUAUUAUGUUACUCUUUUUAAUUUUAUGAUAUCUAGCACUGACAGCUCUGAAGAAAAGAUGUAUCGUAUCAGACACCUAUACCAACACUUGUGAUCGCGCUUUAUUUAUCUGUUUUUUUCAUUAUUUUAAGUGUGGUUGUGUCCGUGUCUCAUAGAAUUUAUGUCCCUUUUCUUGUGCUUUAUUGUGUUUAAAAUUGAAAUGGAGUUUUAUUUUAAUAAUUGGUGAAGAGUUUGAUAAGCAACUGAGAGAUGAUUAUGGAAGGCGGACGCAUCCAGGAGAUGAAUAUGCUAAAGAGAAUGAGUCAAAGUUUCUCGAUGAACUGAAGCAAAUAAAGUGGAGACCUCAACAUAUAGGAACAAAGCAGGAUUGGAAAGAUAAAAUUAACAACAUACGGAAAGGGAGAAAAGAAAUGGAAAAUACAGAUAAAGUUGGAGAUGCAAGCAUAACUGCUAGAGCUAUUCCAAUUCAUGAUGAAAAAAUGAGCAUUCUUCAUAUGAAAAAUGAUCUUGAUGCCAAGGCUUUAGAAGGAUUUCCCUCGGUUGAAGGCUUAACUGCUGCGGCUGAAAGGCCUAUUCCUCCAUCUUCUGUCCUGAAGCAAUUGGCAAUAGCUGUUAAGGCUGGAAGGAAAGCAAAUUCAAUGAAAGAUUUUAUAGCUUCAUCAGGAGGUUCUUUGCCUUCGAUGGAAAGAGGAGGCUUAAGUCUCUCUGCGGUGAAGGCAUUAGUGUUACGUGAGAAAGAUGACAAACUUUCUUCUGAGUUUUGUAGCCGCGAGAAAGUUUUGGAUUUGAUUAAUUCUCUUUUUAAUCCAGAGGGAGAGUUCCUUAGAAGGAAGAUCAACUCCAAUCCCAACGAAAUUGACUUAUCUUUUAUAAGAGAUAUUCAUGGUGCUCCUCCUGAAAGCCUUGUUGUUAAGCUCGCUGAAGUAAUCGGAAACUUCAAGACCCUUCGAGAAAUGGAAUUUUUUUGGUGCAGUGUUGUUGCUGAAACGAGAAAACAUUGGUACGAAGAAAAGCAUUUACCUGGAGUCCCCCUUGACGAUAUUCCCGAUCUGAAGUCAUGUCUUCUCUAUCAGCAAAUUCAAGUGAUUAAUUGUUGCAUUUCUCGGAAAAGGCGCCAUAUCAUUGCCAAUGAAUCACUGGACUCUAUGAUGAUGAAAGCAAAUUUGAAUACAUUAGAAUCAACGAACUUCUGUGACGGAACUUCUGCAAGUCGUUUGUUAUAUGCUCGAUUAAGUACUGGAGAGCUUGUUCUUCGACUUGGUGCCCAUUGUCCAUUCGGAAAUGUGACACUAUUGGAAACUGGCGAGCCUGCGUACUCUCCUAUCACCCAGGAAGUACCGUUGCUUACAGAAGAUCUGAUCAAAGAGACCGAGGAGUUUGUGCUGCGGACGGGAAGUCUUGGAGCCGGGUGCUCUCAACUUUUGUCUGAUAUGCAGGCUUUCAAGGCUGCAAAUCCAGGUUGUAUUUUGGAAGACUUUGUGAGAUGGUACUCUCCUCCUGAUUGGAUUGAAAACGAAGCAAAUAGCGAUGAUAGUUAUUCUUCUGAUGAUAGUAGUAGCGAGUCAUUGUCUAUCAGAGGUCAACUAAGUCAACGGAUGCGAAAAGAAGGUAAUUUGUGGCACGAAUUGUGGAUAACAUCUAAGCCAGUACCUGCUGUGAAACAAACACCUCUCUUUGAAGAAGAUUUGGCAGUGGAGGGAAUCCUUGACGCAUUUGAGGACAUUCCACCAGUUGAGCUUUUUGGUCAGCUUUUUGUUUCACUUCUUGGUUUAGGAUUUACAAUUGCCGAACCAUUGCUAUACCGUAACGUUGUCUUCUCAAAGUUAUUCAAUGACUGCAAGGAUUAUGUAGUUACUACUUGCGAAAGCAUUAGAUUCAGCGAAAAAGUUGAUGAACUUGUUCAGGUAUAUGAAACAGUGGAGAGAAUGUUGAUGAAUCCGGAGGAGGCACUGAAGCUAAUGAAGCAUUCAGAAGAAUCAACUGUGAAUACCGACAGUGAAACAAAGGCCCGGUUCAAGAAGUUUAUCUCUAGUGGCAAAGAGAAAUUGUCGAGGUCUUUACGGAAAGAUCAGAUCAACAAUGAAGAAAAAGCGACUCCACAAUCUUCUUCAAGUUUCUUAAGGUCUUUUCGGAAAGAUCAGAUCAACAAUGAAGAAAAAGGGACUCCACAGUCUUUUUCAAGUUUCUUUGACAGCAAGUCAUCUUUAUUCUCAAAAAAGUCUACCAAAGGUGGAAAGUUAUCCUUUGAUCCGGCACCUCCCUCUUUCGAAGACGAUUUGAUAGUAAAUUAAACAAAGUUCAGAUUCUUCUCCUGCCAGAUAAUUGUAAAUUACUUCAUUUUUUUUACAAAAUAUGUAUAAGCAAAUAGCAAAAUUUAAUGAGUUUAAGGACUAUACACUUACACACAGUAUAAAACUUUUUUUUUUUUUACAGGUAUAGUAUAGUCCUUUAAUUUUUAAUGUUAUGGAGUACUCCAACUAUUCCUUAGGUUUGAUUGUUGAGGAGGAAUUGUACAA
Messenger RNA from Vicia villosa (hairy vetch), 2840 nucleotides. RefSeq lists its product as uncharacterized. Lineage: Eukaryota; Viridiplantae; Streptophyta; Magnoliopsida; Fabales; Fabaceae. The transcript is spliced from 13 exons. The record is from RefSeq and is a predicted model, not a curated record. Gene Ontology annotation, molecular function: GTPase activator activity. Gene Ontology annotation, biological process: positive regulation of GTPase activity. Bases 735 to 2615 code for a protein of 626 amino acids.